Messenger RNA from Vicia villosa (hairy vetch), 1464 nucleotides. RefSeq names its product NAC domain-containing protein 73-like. Bases 327 to 1214 code for a protein of 295 amino acids. The transcript has 3 exons. Gene Ontology annotation, cellular component: nucleus. Gene Ontology annotation, molecular function: DNA-binding transcription factor activity; transcription cis-regulatory region binding. The record is from RefSeq and is a predicted model, not a curated record. Gene Ontology annotation, biological process: regulation of DNA-templated transcription. NCBI's taxonomy places the organism in Eukaryota, Viridiplantae, Streptophyta, Magnoliopsida, Fabales, Fabaceae.
CAACCCAAUAUCUCUCAUUGUUAAUUCUCAUUCUCUAUUUAGAUUUUUGGUUGGUACCUCUCUUUUCUUUUUCUUGUUAAGUGCAAAAGAGAGGUGCAAAAGUGAGGGAGAAUUUAAUUCCUUCCUACACCUCAACAAGUAGUUGCAUGAGGGAAGCACUCAUCUUUAUAGAAGAGACAAGUUUUCCAUUUCUAUAUCCCUUUUUAUUAAUUAUUACUACUUUAGUUUAAACCGUUCUCUCUCUUUUAGCUCUUGUUCCAUUAAUUUUUUUGUUAUAUAUAGCAAAAAAAGAGGAGACAAGAAAAAAGAAAAUUUCUACAUAUGGAAUGAUUGAGGAAGAAAAAGAAGAAAAAUAUAUAAAUAUGACUCAUUGCAAUGAGGUUCAAAAUAAUCAUAGCAUCAAUGUUGAUGGAAGAAAGGACAGCUUAAUUAGAACUUGUCUCACAUGUGGUCAUCAUAUCAAAUGCCAAGAUCAGGGUGGUGGAAUUAAUGACUUACCUGGAUUACCUGCUGGAGUGAAGUUUGAUCCAACAGAUCAAGAGAUUCUUGAACAUUUGGAAGCAAAAGUGAGGUCUGAUAUUCAUAAACUCCAUCCUCUAAUUGAUGAGUUCAUACCUACUCUUGAAGGAGAGAAUGGAAUUUGCUAUACUCAUCCAGAGAAAUUACCAGGUGUAAGCAAAGAUGGUCUAAUCCGCCAUUUCUUCCACAGACCAUCCAAGGCAUACACAACAGGAACAAGAAAAAGAAGAAAAGUGCAUUCAGAUCACGAAGAUGGCAGUGAAACCCGUUGGCACAAAACAGGAAAAACAAGACCAAUCUACAACAAUUCCAAGCUAAAAGGCUACAAAAAAAUCCUCGUACUUUACACUAACUAUGGAAAGCAAAGAAAGCCAGAGAAAACAAGUUGGGUGAUGCAUCAAUAUCAUCUAGGGAAUGAUGAAGAAGAGAAAGAAGGAGAGUUAGUUGUGUCCAAGGUUUUCUAUCAAACUCAACCAAGACAAUGUGGUGGCAACUCAUUGAUCAUGAAAGAGUCUACUGUGAAGGGUCAAAGUGGGAAUAAUAUUGAGGUAAUGAAUGGUGAAAAGAGUAUUAAUAAUGGAUCAUUUGUUGAGUAUUAUCAUUCAAAUUUCAUAUCAUUUGAUCAAGGGAAUCAACAUAGAUCAUCUAGUAAUAAUGCUCAAGUGAUUUCACAUUUUGAAGGUGCUCCUAUAUGAAUUUGAAAAGGAGAUGGAGAAAAUGCAUAUUAAUAUCGAGGCAUUAUAUUUAUACAGUUAUAUAUAAAUAUUAUGCAAAAAUAUUCAAAAUAAGUUAAUAAAUAUACUUUAGUUAGGAGAUAAUAAAUUGCUUCAUUUGUGACCUAUAUUACUUUUGUUAGGAUCAAGUAAAAGAUUGGUGAAGUGAAGUGAAGUGAAACACUUAUUUGUAACGUUAUUUUCUUCUCAAAUAUUAAUUUUAGUAGUGUUA